AUGGCCUUCGUGAGCCGUCAGCUACGCGUGCGAACCAAUUUGCCCUUGUCCACUCUCCACCUCACACACCACAAGUUUCUGCAGGAGAGUCAAGAGUGUCAGCGCCUGCUCUCGCUCCUCGAGGGUCAGUGGAAAGAGGAGGCGGUUGUUGCUUCUCCGCCGCUCUUCCAUGGAUUCGACAACAAGUUCCUGAGCCUCCUCCCACAGCUUGUGGAGAUGCGAGUAGUGCUGCCAGAGAACGAAAUUUGGUCAUCCACUUCACAGGACGAGUGCCCAGAGUUCUCGCUCUUCUUCCUUCUGAAAGGGUCUGCCGAGGAGAUCUUGCCAGCCCAGCGCAAGCGCAGAGGAAAUGUCAAUGCAGAGAUCCAGGUGAAAGCACUUCGCCGCACCAUCAGCCAGGGCGCUUGCGAGGGCGCUGCGCACAUGCUGUCCUUGAAGCAGGAAGGCGAACGGAAGUUCGCUGCCUCGACAGUGUGCGUUGCCGCUGUGCUGCACAGGAAGGUUUUUCUUCAUCUGCUGCACAGUCAGAACGUGCCAAUCCAGGCUGUGGAGAUGCUCCGACUGCUUGAGGAGGCACUGGACAAGAGCGAGCCCCUCCCGGACCACACGUUGCCUACUUUCGAGAUGCUGGAGACGUGCUUGCCACUCUUUAGCGGUCUGGACGAGGCGUUCAUGGGCUCGAUCUUGAACGGCGGAAGCAAACGCUUCUACAUGGAAGGGCAGCAGCUCUGUGCGCCGAAGCAUCGCUCCGAUGCAUGUUUUGUCGUUCUUCGCGGAGAGGUGUCCAUAAGAAUGUCAGGUGUUACCCUGGCAACUCAUCGCCGUGGUAAGGCAUUGCACAUCCUCGCGUUGGCGGCGGGACCUUUCAUCCCUUCCUACGAGACGCUGUGCGUCCGUGCCAGCGAAGUUUGGGUUCUUUCACGCACUGUGCUGAUGACCUCCCUCGACCAAUACCCUGCCAUGAAGAGCAUCCUUGAGCAGUUGACCACACUGCAAGUGGCCAGGCUCACCGGGAUGUCGGAACCACAGGAGGAAGACUCGGAAGACGACUCCGGUGUCAUGCAAGGGCUUCGUGGGCUUGGUGACAAUGCAAAAGAGCCUGCCGAAGCAGAUCCAGAUUCCCCGAUCGAUCUGGCUCAGCUGUCCAUCUUCACCGGUGUUUCGAACGAGUUCCUUCACUGGAUCCAAGAAAAUCUGGAGCCAAGGAUCCUCUUCUCGGAUGACACGCUGUUUGGCGAGGGCGAGAAGACAGAAGAUCUGUACAUUGUCUGCAAGGGCAGCAUUUGCAUGGAGACGGAGGAGCCGGAAACCUUCUGCCGCGGGUCUUGCUUCGGCGACGCCCACCUGUUGGGUGUGUCGCAGGGAGCCGUGGCAACUGCCGUCAGCCUUGAGAUGUCACUAGUGCAGGUGCUGAAUCGCCAAGUCUUACUGAGUGGUCUGGCACAGUUCCCCUCAGAGGCUCCCGCGGGGACGCCAUGA
Molecule: messenger RNA, 1479 nt
Organism: Symbiodinium natans
Lineage: Eukaryota; Dinophyceae; Suessiales; Symbiodiniaceae
Source: the annotation of a GenBank genome assembly